AUGAGCACGCUUUUGGCGUGUCCCUACUGCGGUCUUCAGCUAGGGAUGUCUUCAAUGCGGGCACACAUUGCUCUGUGUAAUAGUUGCGACCCCAGUGGAGACAACAGUGAGGGCAGAGAGAAAUCCAGCGAGGCCCUAACACGCUCUCGCAAUUCAGACGUAAUUUCUUUUUUUACGAUCCAGGGACUCCCCUCCGCCGAUACCCUGAUUCCUUCGCGGUCCCCGAGCGACAUGCAUACUCCGCAGGUUCUUCAUCUGGACUUGCGAACCAAGUCGAGUGGGAAAACAACCGCGAAGGAUGCGAAGGUGACAAUGCCCUUGGUGCAGUUAGUUUCCAAACGACGCUAUGGCUCGCGCUGCGGUUCGUCUUCACUCCCCUCUUUCCCUUAUCAUGGCAACGAUCAACUGUUGACGAUGUAUGAUGCUGUGGGAAAUGGAGCUUACUCGUCACCCUUAGCCGCAUCGAGCAUAGAAAAGUGUGCAGGUAAUAAGGGGCAUGGUGAAUGCUUCAACGGGAAGGAGAACAGGGGAAACUUGGCAUCGUUGGAAGAUCCACAGCUCUUGGAAAGAGUUUUCCGGCUGGAGGCUAUGAACAAAGAGCUUUACGAAGCGCUGGCCGUUGAGAGAGAGACGCAUGAAAGAUCAAUGGCAUCGCUGGAGCGUACUCUGACUUCUGUCCAGGCCGAGUUGUCCACCCUCCAUGCAUUGGUGGCUGGUACCGCCAAGAGUGCAGAGGCGGCUCAUUAUGGCAUGAAGGAUAUUGAAACCCGACUUGAAAACGUUACGACUAGGGAGGCGUUUAGACGUUUAGAAGAAAAGUUGGAGGAUUUGUUUGUCUGGUCACGCACAUUGCAGCAGGGAACACGGCUGCCGCAAUGGACAGUUUCUCAUGAUAAAAAUGACAAACUAACCCUGGUGAAUCACCUUGUAAUGAACACUCCAUCUGACUCAUGUGAAAUCGGUCGCGGUAUAGACAGGGGCAGAGGCACUGGGAGUGAAGGAUGGGAUUCCUUUGCAGGGAUGCCGUUUCUGAGCAAAGACACAGGGGAGUUGAUCGCACAUCUUCUUAAACAGCAGCCUGCAGCCUGGAUACAUACUCUGGGCUCUGCUUCAGCGUCGGAGGCUUCAACGGCUCUUCCUGGGGACGGUUGA
Trypanosoma rangeli is the source of this 1152-nucleotide messenger RNA. RefSeq lists its product as uncharacterized. The record is from RefSeq and is a predicted model, not a curated record. The transcript has a single exon. NCBI's taxonomy places the organism in Eukaryota, Euglenozoa, Kinetoplastea, Trypanosomatida, Trypanosomatidae. The coding region runs from base 1 to 1152 and encodes 383 amino acids.